AUAUAUUGAUGAUGUGUAAUGAUGACACCUAUACGGAAUGUAUAAAACAAUUCACGCCUUCCCUUUCUUUUCCCACCGUCUUUCAACCUCAAAAUGCAUCCUCUUGUUCUAUUCUUCUUCUUCACAGCAUGUUUAGCCAGCAAAUAUUGCCCCCUUCUCGGGCCAGUCUUCCCUGCUGCCAAACAUCUCUCCGACAGUGAAUCAUUCGCAGCAGCCAAAAUACAUCUAUCAAACACCCUCGACAAAGCUAUCAAGACUUCAUCGAUUCUGAAUUCUAAUACAACUUCACUGUCUCUGCAGUUAUUCUCAACUAACGAUGUAGACCCACUCCUGGAAUACUACUACACCGCGCCGAUCAUUCAAAACGCCACGACCGGUGUGACAAAAGUAGAUGCGGAUUCAGUCUUUCGCAUUGGCAGUGUGACCAAAGUAUUGACUAUUCUUGUGCUGUUGGUUGAAGAGGGAGACGCAAUUUUUCAUGAACCCAUCACCAAGUACAUUCCAGAGCUGCGGAAUGCAGGGGUUGCAGAUGAUGAAAUCGACAGCGUGCGAUGGGAUGAAGUGACAAUUGGAGAGCUAGCGAGCCAAUUAUCUGGGAUUGGUCGAGAUUAUGGCUUCAUCGAUCUCUCACGCUUUCUGCCCGAGUCUCAACAAAGGGCGCUGGGAUUGCCUGCGCUGCCAGAAAACGAGAUUCCCCCUUGUGGGUCGUUAAGAAUCUGUACCAGAGCUCAAUUCUUCGAGGGAAUGACAAAAGAACAUCCUGCUUUCCCGACGUCUUCAACGCCAGUCUACUCCAACGCAGCGUAUGAGAUUCUCGCAUUCGCCCUGGAAGACAUGAAGAACCAGAGCUUUGAAUCUCUCCUUCAGAGGGACAUCAUUAAUCCACUACACUUGCAUGGCACGACAUACAGCAAACCGCACGACAAAUACGGCGUCAUUCCCAGAGAUCCCACCUCCAGCUUCUGGGAUACUGACUUGGGCAAUGUAUCUGCGGCUGGAUCAGUAUAUUCUACUGCCACCGACAUGGCAGCUCUAGGACGAGCGAUUCUAAAGAGCACACUGCUCCCUAAACCCAUGACAAGGCGCUGGCUGAAACCCGCCUCGCACACUUCAUCCCUCGACUUGGCAGUCGGGUGGCCGUGGGAGAUAUUAUCGUUCAACCAGUCUCGCACCCUCGAUCUGUAUACGAAACUUGGCGAUGUGGGAGAUUAUUCCGCGGUGUUUGCCUUGUCGCCGGAGUAUGGCUUUGGGUUCAUCGCAAUGGUCGCGGGGGAUGAUUCUUCUGAUGUUACGAGACAAGUUGCGGAUGUUGUUUCUAAUGCUGCUCUUCCUGCGCUGGAAGAUGCAGCGAGAGAAGAAGCUUGUUGUCGCUUUAGUGGGGAGUAUGCUACUGACCAGGCCAAUUCGUCUAUAUCCAUCACCGCCGACGACGGACCCGGUCUCAAGGUCGAACACUGGAUUAAUAACUCAACAGACAUGUUCGACUCAUUGAAGACUCUCGCUCAACCAAUCCAACUGUCAAAUGUCAGCAUCCGGCUAUAUCCAACCGGGCUAGAGACUAAGAACCGAGUCUCAUUCCGGGCUAUCACGGUGGAUCCUUUUGCUCCUCCUGGCCUGGGGCCGGUUACAUCUUCGUGCUGGUCUUGGGUACUAAUAGAUCGGAAUCUGUAUGGGAGUGUCGGUCUUGAUGAGUUUGUCUUUGAUGUGGAUGAUGAGGGGAAUGCGGUUGCUGUGACGCCACGGGGAUUGCGGGUUUCCCUUGAAAGGGUUUGAGAUAUAUUGAUAUAGAGGAUUUAU
Aspergillus wentii DTO 134E9 is the source of this 1797-nucleotide messenger RNA. RefSeq names its product serine hydrolase domain-containing protein. NCBI's taxonomy places the organism in Eukaryota, Fungi, Ascomycota, Eurotiomycetes, Eurotiales, Aspergillaceae. The record is from RefSeq and is a predicted model, not a curated record. The coding region runs from base 94 to 1773 and encodes 559 amino acids. The transcript is spliced from 4 exons.